UCUCCAUGGUGAUACGAGCACGCUAUCAGACGGACAGAAGUGGAGUUCUGGUCUCACUCAUCAUGGAGUUCGAUUUGCACGAAUAUUUCAGAGCGGCCUUUGAGGACAAACUGCUGGUGAAGAUGCCAGAUCAGGAGGAUGAAUUCCUUACUCCAGCCACCCGUCUCUUGGAGAAAAGAAGAGAGAUGGUGGAAGUUGAGCAGGCUCUCAGCACCCAGAAGGAGGAAUUCCAGAUGAAGAAGGAAAGUCUGCAGCAGCGCCGUGCAGAGCUAGAACACAAGGAAGAAAAGCUGAAAGAUUCCCUGUUCAAAUUUGAUAAGUUUCUUAAGGAGAAUGACUCAAAGCGGAAGAGAGCUCUUAAAAAGGUGGAUGAGGAGCGCCAGAUGGCUGCACAGAAAGACAGAGAGGCUUUGCAGCUGCAGUUGGAAAUUGCACGGCUGCAGCAUCGAAAGGAGGUUUCACUACAACGGCAAGAAAGAAAUAGUAUCUACCAGAACUACCUGCAGAAGGUGCUACAGAGAACAGAUGAGUUCCAAGAGGUGCAAGAGAUGAUAGACCGCUUUAACACACUGAUGGUCACCCAGGACAAACUACUGCAGCGCGAGCUAGAAAGCCAGGAAAAGAUAGAGCGUGAGAAGGCUCGUUUCCUGCAUUACCAGGAGGAAACGCACAAUCGGAUUUUGGAGCAGAACAACCAGUUAUCAGAAUUGCAAUCAGAGUUGGAAAGAAAGCGGACUAUGGUUCUGCACUUGGAGUCAAAGUGGGCACAGAUACAGAACACGUCAGCAGAGAAUACACUACGCCUGGGGCGCAUUAGAAUGGCAACACUGAAUCUCUUCCAGACUGUUACCAAAAGCAUGCAUGUCAAGAUGGAAGUUCAGAUGGAGGACACAGAAACACAGCUCGAAAAGAUUCAGAUGUGCUUUCAGGAUCUCUCUGCCAUAUACACAGAUUUGAAGAAAGCAGAUGUCACAUUGUAGACUACAUAAAUAAAAGAUUUGCCAUCUUAGCUGUCA
Molecule: messenger RNA, 1016 nt
Organism: Bombina bombina (fire-bellied toad)
Lineage: Eukaryota; Metazoa; Chordata; Amphibia; Anura; Bombinatoridae
Gene: CFAP73
Product: cilia and flagella associated protein 73
Exons: 7
Coding region: 6-980 (324 amino acids)
Source: RefSeq, a predicted model, not a curated record